Morchella sextelata is the source of this 2088-nucleotide messenger RNA. RefSeq lists its product as uncharacterized. Gene Ontology annotation, cellular component: U4/U6 x U5 tri-snRNP complex. The record is from RefSeq and is a predicted model, not a curated record. Bases 1 to 2088 code for a protein of 695 amino acids. Gene Ontology annotation, biological process: maturation of 5S rRNA; mRNA cis splicing, via spliceosome. NCBI's taxonomy places the organism in Eukaryota, Fungi, Ascomycota, Pezizomycetes, Pezizales, Morchellaceae. The transcript has 3 exons.
AUGGAGGAAUCACUAUCUCUCGAAGAAACCAACAAGCUCCGAAUAUCUCUCGGUCUCAAGCCCUUAAAGGUUGAUACCGAGUCUAAACCCUCUGGUGGCGCCACAGGCGAGAAAACCUAUGACAACUCGGUUGAAGGUCAUGAACGACGGGCUGUCGACAACUGGAAGCAGCACGAAACUGAGAUCCAAAAAGAGGCCACACGGAAAGCUAAACUUGAUGGCAUUAAGAAAGCGCGUGAUGUUGCAAAAAGGUUCGCGCAGCUUGAGGGCAAAGGGUUAGGGGAAGAAGAGGAGAACGAGGAAGAUACAACGACGUGGGUUAAAAAAAUGAAGAGGCGACAGAAGAAAUUAGCAGAAAAGAUGGCCAAGGAUAAGGAAGAAGAGGAAGAAAGAGCUCUCAGAGAGCAUAAAGAGUAUACUGCAGAUCAAUUGGCGGGUGUUAGAGUUGGCCAUGAUCUAGAUGAGUUACAUGAAGGCGAAGAAGGCACAAUCUUGACGCUUAAAGAUACCACCAUAGAAGAAAAUGAAGAGGACGGCGACGAACUUAUAUCCACCGACUUGACCGAGAGGGAAAGGCUCAACGAAAGAAUGGAACUGAAGAAAAAGAAGCCAGUUUACAACGCCUAUGAUGAUGACGAACAUGGAGAAAGAAGUAUUUUGGCACAAUACGAUGAAGAAAUUGAUGGGAAAAAGAAAAAGAGGUUUGUACUCGAUGGUUCUGGCAAUUCCGCAGACAUCAAUGCUCAUCGGGAAGAAGUGAUCGAGAAACUCAAGGCAAAACCUAUCAAAAUUACUUUAGAUCUUCCAAGUCAGUACCCCCAGUCCUGUUAUUGCGAUUCCCGCGGUUACUGGUGCACUACUGAUAGAAAGUCUACAAUCGCAGAACCCGAAGUCGUCUCUGAUUACGCCAUGAACACAAGUAUCCGGAAAUCUAAGAAAAAGAAAUCAAAGUCGACUCGGAAGAAGUCCGAAGACGAUGAUAGUCUUGCGCCACCUCCUGAGAAUACACAAGAGGUGCCCGAUAACAACUCUAUGGAGGUUGAUUUAGCCCCUGCGAGUGCACCCAAGCCAAAACGAACCUAUAAAGAGACAUCAUUUGUUGAUGACGAGGACCUUCAGGAUUCUCUUGCGACCCAGCGUCGAGCUGCUUUAAAGAAACGUAAAAUACUGAAGCCCGACGCUUUUGCUCGUAAAUUGCUUGAAGAUGCAGCAGCAGUGGCAGAAGAGGUCCUGGAUGAAGCAGAGAAUGCAAUGGUAGAUGACGAGGAAGGACCUGGACUCAUCAUUGAUGAAACAACUGAGUUCGUGGCGAAUUUAAGAGCGGCUGUCAUCCCAGAACGCAAAAAUAUCAAAGUUGAAGCUUCUAGGAUCACAUCUAUGGCCGACGAUUGGGUUGAACCUCUUGAUGGUGACAUCGAGGACAUGGAAGUUGAUAGUGUUGACGAAGUUGACGGGAAAGUCGGCCAUAAAUCUAACAACACCGCUCCCGGACCUCCGGACGGAGCCCCGGAAUUCUCUAGCACAGGUCUUGAAGAGGAAAUGACUAUGUCCAGAGGUGUCGGUGCCACACUCGCCAUGCUUAACCAGCGUGGUCUUCUUAAGCGAGACGAAGAAGCAGAGAAUAAAGUUCAACUACUUCGCGAUCGUCAGAAUUUCAAUGUUCAGAAGCGACUCCGCGAGGUUGAAGCAGAAGAAAAGGCAAAGUCGCAAAGAUUGCGUGAUAGGCAGAGCGGGAAGUUCGAUCGCAUGUCUGCGAGAGAGAGGGAAGAGCAUGCUCGAUGGGAGAACAAACAAAGAGACCUUCAGGAAGCAAGGGACUUGCAGACAAGGUUCAAAGAGUAUAGACCAGACGUCAAUCUACAAUAUAAAGAUGAAUUUGGCAGAGAUAUGACACCAAAAGAGGCAUUUAAACACCUCUCUCAUCAGUUCCACGGAAAGGGCUCCGGAAAGGCAAAAACCGAAAAAAGGCUCAAAAAGAUAGAAGACGAGAAAAAGAGAGAGGCCACAUCAAGUCUUAACACCAAUUCGGCGAGUGCCGUACAGGCCGCCGCAAAGAAGGGGAAGCAAGCAGGAGUGAGAUUGAUGUAG